Aegilops tauschii subsp. strangulata is the source of this 807-nucleotide messenger RNA. Lineage: Eukaryota; Viridiplantae; Streptophyta; Magnoliopsida; Poales; Poaceae. The record is from RefSeq and is a predicted model, not a curated record.
AUGAGGACGACCCCACGGUGGAGACAGACUCCAACGACACUGCCUCAGCGCCCGCGCCUGUGCACGCGACUUCACCAUGGAGCAGGCGCAAGCGCACUACAGCUCCGCCAUGGCGGAGGUGCAACCGACGCCUAUGUUGGUGUUCGAGCAGGUGCAAGAGGAACAUCGAUACAACAUGUUCCUCCUGGAGUAGCACCGGAUGACAGAGGGUCAGAUCUAUGCGAGCACGCGAGCGAGAAGGCCAUGGCCGCGGUUAACCCCAACUUCGUCGUGAAGCUACGUGCCAUCUACGAGGUCGUCCACGCUCAAGCCGCCGCUCGCCAGGAAGCAGCUGCCGCGGAGUCGCAGCUCCAGGCGAUUGUGGACGAGAACAACGCCGGCUGCGCCUCCUACGCGCCCCGACGAACUAUCUUGCGGCCCGAAAAGAAUGUCGAACAAACAAAAGAGGCAAGAGCUAGCAACACUCGUCAAACCACCGCCGACCUCUCAAAGGAAAAACUCUCUGUUCCGGCGUCCGGCCAUCCAACCCAAAGCUGCGACCAUGGACCAUCCAUCUACUGCAUCACCGCCGCCGCGAGAAGGGACACCAGUGCCGAGGACACCAAGGCCAACGCGGACACGCCGGCGGCCGCGCCGGCGUCAGGCGCCGGAGCGGGGGCCGAGGAAGGCGCCAUGAAGUCCUGCGCCGACGCAGAGGCAAAGAAGACGGCCACGGCCAGGAUCAGCACGGCGAUGCGCGGAGCCAUCACGACCUUGCGCUGUAGCUUGCGAGUAGAUCGGAGGAUCGGCGAGGAGGGGAGUGAGUAG